Messenger RNA from Symsagittifera roscoffensis, 654 nucleotides. RefSeq lists its product as uncharacterized. The record is from RefSeq and is a predicted model, not a curated record. Lineage: Eukaryota; Metazoa; Xenacoelomorpha; Acoela; Convolutidae. The transcript has 2 exons. The coding region runs from base 1 to 654 and encodes 217 amino acids.
AUGGGAGUGGGCACAGGAAAUGAAGGUGAAUCCCAGGAGGAGGAGGAGGAGGAGGAGGAGGAGGAGGAGGAAGAGCAAGUCAACGAGAAAGGCACCAGGGAGAAGAACGAUGGAAACGAAGUCAUAGAGGAAGGAACAAAUGCACCACUGGACUUGGAUCCAAAUGAGGUGAUCGGAGCAGAUGAUGAAACCUUACCCUACGCAGAGGAAGAUUGGCAGGAUCCCGAACAGAUGGAGGUUCCCAAGAAUUUGGAACCAGAUCUUCCGUUCACGAUGCACACUCGUCAGAGUGACGGGACAAGACCCAGAAAGAAAUAUAAUCCUUACGGUGACGACUUUGUAGUGGAUAGGAUAGAUCUGAAGAAGAUAGUGGAAGAAGUAGUGGGUCUAGAAGAGAUAACUGUGACACAAGACAUCGACAUAGUCGAUGAUCACCACCAGGAAAGGAUCGAGGACAGGUCGAAACCCGACGUAGAAUUCGACGAGGAGCAAUUGGAGUCCUACGAAGAAGAUCUCACAAAUCUGCGAGUCUUGGAGUGGCUGAACGAAAUGACAUCAGACCCUAAAGAGACCGGCGUCACGAAUCAAGACGUAGAUCGUGAAAGCAUGAAAUACAUCAAGACCGAACGAGAUGAUCCUUCCUGGGCUGCCUAG